UCGAGAAUCCUGCAGCACCUGAACCUCAGACUGAGUGGAUUUCCGAUUCGAAUCAAGUAUUUAAAACAGGAGCAGAACCAAAUCUGCAGCGAAAAGAACUUCAUAGAAAUCCUGCAAAAUCCAGAUGGGGGGACAGGUCUCGCUACCAGAGGGUGUCCACGUGGUGGUGGUGGGCGGAGGAUUCGGCGGCAUAGCGGCGGCCCAGCAGCUGAAGUCUGAGGGGGUUCCAUUCACUCUGAUCGACAUGAGAGAGGCGUUUCACCACAACGUGGCUGGGCUCAGAGCAUCCGUGCAGCCGGGCUUUGCUCAAAGGACCUUUAUCCCGUUUGCUAAGACGUUUGGAUCCAGCUUUGUUCAGGGCCGUGUAGAGAAUGUGGACCCGGACCGGCAGACGGUGAUUCUGCAGGGUGGAAGGGAAAUCCAGUAUUCCCACCUCAUCCUGUGCACUGGCACCGACGGUCCGUUUCCCGGGAAGUUCAAUGCAGUGUCAUCGUUGGAAGCCAGCGUGCAGAAAUAUGAGGAACUGGUGGAACAGAUCCAGGCGGCAGACUCGGUUCUGGUGAUUGGGGGCGGGUCGACCGGUGUGGAGAUGGCUGCUGAGAUCAAGACGGAGUAUCCAGAGAAGAAGGUGGUUCUAAUACACUCCAGAAUUGGACUGGCUGACCCAGAGCUGACUUCUAGCGUCAGACAGCAGGCAAAAGAUGUUCUUCUGGAGAAGGGGGUGGAGCUCCUGCUGGGACAAAAAGUAAGUCGAAUGUCGGAGCUGCAGCUCAACAAGACCCAGAAGAACAUGAAGGUGAGCACGGAAAGAGGCGAGACGCUAACCACAGACUUGAUCAUCUGCUGCACUGGACUCAAGAUCAACUCUGCUGCCUAUAGCUUGGGUCUCAAGGACAGCAUAGAUGACAGUGGAGCUCUGAGGGUAAACCAGUAUCUGCAGGUCCAUGGAUUCUCCAACAUCUUUGCUGUGGGUGACUGCAGUGGCACACAAAAGCCCAAGACAGCGUACGUCGCCGGGCUCCAGGCUGCUGUUGCCGUCACCAACAUCCUCAACAGUCUGAGGGGGGCAGAGCUCAAAGUGUACAGCACAGGUAAUGUCACCAUGCUGCUGGCAAUGGGCCGGAAUGACGGAGUGGGUCAGUUCAACGGUUACAGGCUGCCUCGCUUCCUCGUGACCCUGGGGAAAAGCCGUGACCUGCUGCUGUGGAAGAGCUGGAAGGAAAUGCAACAGACCCAGCCCUGACCUUCAGAACCCAGCCAUAACAGGCAGAACCAAGCUUUCACAUACAGAACUCAGCUACAGCAUGUAGAAACCAAGUUAUUACCUGCGGAACUCGGUUUUAACCUGUAGAACCCAGCUAAAACUUGCAGAAUGCAGCUAUAACCAGCAGAUCCAAGCUACAACCUGCAGAAUCCUACUUUAACAUGAAGGACUCAGCUACAGCAUGUAGAAACCAAGUUAUAACAUGUAGAACCCAGCUAAAAUUCGCAGAACGCAGCUUUAUCCUGCAGAAUCCAGCCAUCUCCCAACAAUACGUUAUGUGAAAAUGUAGGAAUUCUCUUUAAGUUUCUUUAAUAAUCAUUUUAAUAUUUAACACUUAACACCUAGUUUUAUUCCACUGUUGGUUUCAUUUUUUCGUUUAUUUGAAAAUGAAGCAAAUUUCACAAUUUCUGUUUUCUAUGAACCCCCCUCUUGAUGUCACAAAUAAAAAUAAUGAAAUUGUCUUUGAA
Messenger RNA from Oryzias latipes (Japanese medaka), 1731 nucleotides. Its product is annotated as ferroptosis suppressor protein 1. Gene Ontology annotation, cellular component: mitochondrion; cytoplasm. NCBI's taxonomy places the organism in Eukaryota, Metazoa, Chordata, Actinopteri, Beloniformes, Adrianichthyidae. Gene Ontology annotation, biological process: positive regulation of apoptotic process; apoptotic mitochondrial changes. Gene Ontology annotation, molecular function: electron-transferring-flavoprotein dehydrogenase activity; flavin adenine dinucleotide binding. The record is from RefSeq and is a predicted model, not a curated record.